Messenger RNA from Aspergillus glaucus CBS 516.65, 1354 nucleotides. RefSeq names its product alpha/beta hydrolase. The record is from RefSeq and is a predicted model, not a curated record. Gene Ontology annotation, molecular function: hydrolase activity. NCBI's taxonomy places the organism in Eukaryota, Fungi, Ascomycota, Eurotiomycetes, Eurotiales, Aspergillaceae. The transcript has a single exon. Bases 182 to 1231 code for a protein of 349 amino acids.
UGACGAAACAAUGCACUAUUGAGCUUCCUCCUUACUACUAGUACUAGUAUUAUCUGCGCAUACUUACCGUAUCCUGCCGACUCUCUCUAUCUCCAGCUUUCCGGUUGAGACUUUCUCUCUCUCCUCUUUUCUCUCCUCCCUGUUUCGACUCGUAUUCACAAGAUACCGAAGUAUACUCAGAAUGGCCUCUCGUUGGUGGCUCGUCGUCCAGGCCGUCUUCUGGCGAUUUCUAAUGCGCAUUGGCAUGUUUAUCCAUGAUAUCGCGUCUCCUCGUCCUCCCAGUCCGUCCUUUACCCGCUCAAUUCCCUCCGGCGACGACGACUCGACCUACGGCUCUGGCGCCCUUCUCCACUUCUACUGUCCUCCUGGAUAUUACCGCACUCGCAAAGAAGGCCGUCGUUUACCUGUGGUGGUGAAUUUCCAUGGCGGAGGUUUUACCCUGGGCUGUGCUACCGACGACGGUCGCUGGGCUCGCUGCGUCAUUCAUGAGGUCGGAGCAGUCGUGGUGAGCGUGGCUUAUCGUCGAGCCCCCGAACACCCUUUUCCUGUUGCAGUGGAUGACGGCGUGGAUGCCCUACAGUAUCUCGCGCGACAUGCAGGCGAACUGGGUUUGGAUGUCAGCCGGAUCGUGCUGAGCGGCUUCUCGGCCGGUGGCAAUCUGGCCGUGACGGUUCCACUGCGACUCCGCGACCGCAUGGUGCGGGAGGUAUAUCCGUAUCCAGCCUCGACGGCCAGCACCAGCAAUCUGAGCCGGGCGGAUUCGACACAGAAACUCGUGGAUAUGUCUAAUGACUUGCAUAUUGUCGGGUUGUUCUGCUGGUAUCCCAUUCUGGAUUUCGAAGAGUCACGAGAUCACCGCCGCGCUCGCAGCGCCUUUCCGAACAAGACCCUCCCGAGGUUCUUCACCAACCUCUUCGAUGAGGCGUAUCUGCCAGAUUUCGAGGAACGGAAGUCGCCCUAUGCGUCGCCCAUCCGUGCACCCGACGAAAUUCUUGCCGAUGCCCUUCCGCACGAUAUCUACCUGUACAUCUGUGAAUGGGACAUGUUACUGAAUGAGGGCCAGUUGUUUGUCAGGCGGUUACAGGAUCUAGGUAAACGCGUGCGAGCCAUGAUGAUCGAGAAAGCCAUCCAUGCUUGGGACAAGUCGCCUAACCCCUUCCGCGACCAGGACAAGGUUGACAUCUUGUAUUCCGAUGCGUGUGCUGACAUGAAAGCUAUUUUUGAGCGUUGAUCGCUCACUCGUUAUUGUAUUCUACUCGCUCAGGAAGCGUUUUUCUUUUCACAUGGGAUGAAUGGCGUUGGUUGAUAUGUACAUAGCAUCUAGAAAUCCAAGAGAUUACAUGUUAUGACCUAG